This is a messenger RNA of Paramecium sonneborni, 453 nucleotides long. The record is from the annotation of a GenBank genome assembly. Lineage: Eukaryota; Ciliophora; Oligohymenophorea; Peniculida; Parameciidae.
AUGAUUGAAUAAGAUCUUGAAAAUAUGAAAAAGUAUAUGUAUUAUCAUCCUAGUAUAUUAGAUUAUGAAAAUAUGAUACCUAUUAGUACAUUGAAAUAUGUUUUACUUCCAAAAACAAAAGAUGAAAUAAUAAUCAAUAAAAAUAACUAAAAUUACAUUAAGUCAUAUUUUUCUUAAGGAGUCAACCCUCAAAAUAUAGUUCCAACUUAUCUAGAGGAUGGAAUUUGGACUGAUAUUCCAAAAAUAAAACAAAAUUAGUUUACCAAUUCAAUACUUAAAAUUGAUAAUAAAUAUACUGAACAAUUCAAUUAAGAAAUUCACAGAAAAUCUGAUACUACAUAGAUCAACAGUAUUAUUAAAUCUAAUAACUCAUUUAAAAAAAGCACAAAGAAAGUAUCUUUUGAACUCUCUGAAACAUUUCCUAAUUAAUAAUAAGAAAUUUUUAAGAAAUGA